This is a messenger RNA of Microdochium trichocladiopsis, 831 nucleotides long. RefSeq lists its product as uncharacterized. Bases 102 to 794 code for a protein of 230 amino acids. Lineage: Eukaryota; Fungi; Ascomycota; Sordariomycetes; Xylariales; Microdochiaceae. The record is from RefSeq and is a predicted model, not a curated record. The transcript has a single exon.
UCGUGAUCGAACAAUUUAUCAGCCGACAACAAGCCACCAACCUCAACGAAGAGCUUGAUCCUCACCUCAAAGCCUUGACCCCUUCUGGCCAACUUGUCGACAUGCAGGAGGAGAUCAAAGCGUUCUUGGGCGUUCAUACCAAACGCCUGACUGGGUUGCUUCAGCUGAGCAAAACCUGGCGUGAGGAAGUUGCCAAUGCCGACUUGAUGCACGACAUUACAGAGGCCGUCAUUGGCAAGCGGCUGGGAGACUACUGGAUGAGCACCGCAACUAUGAUGGAGAUUGGACCAGGGAACCCUCUGCAACAACUGCACCGCGACUUCGGAAACUGGUGGCCUGCGCAGGCCCUCGGGACCGACGCCCCGGAGUUGAUGCUCAACUUCCUCCUCGCCACCACCGAGACAAACGUCAAGAACGGGGCCACGAGAGCCAUUGCGGGUAGUCACAAGUGGAAGUACGACUUUGACGACGAGAACCUUGGUGCAGAGGAGAUGACGGCCCCGGUAGAGCUCCAACCAGGAGACUGCUUUAUCAUUGGAGGAAAGAUCGUGCACGGGGGUGGCUGCAACUCGACCGAGGACUUUCUCCGACGCGUCAUUUCCUGCGUCAUGGUCACAAGUGCCUUUACGCAGGAGGAAGCCUUUGCGCACACUGUGCCGUUGGACUUGGUAAAGACCUUGGCACCCAGACUUCAACAGGCACUUGGUUUCAGAAGCGUCUGGCCCAAGCACUCUCCUGGGUUGUGGACCAGCGGUUCGGACGAAAUUGGCAAGCACUUGGGCCUUGUGCAAUGAGAGGGGGCCCUUCUAGGGAGAUACAUUUCAGACAGCG